AUUUGUCAGAUAAUGAAAUCCAUAAGCUGAUUACAAUUAAUCGAGAAAAGACGGAGACGUCCAACUCCAGUCAAAGAUGUAUAGUAUAAUUGGUAAGAAUUUAAACAUACGUACGCCCUGCUCAGCCUUCUCCAUGGGGUUGAACGAGUGCCUUCUUUUUAUGCCGUACAAAAACGCUGGUCGUUUACGGGAAAUUACGACAGGACAAGAAAAGCACUCGAAGGUGUACAGCCUGCGUAAGCACUGGUUCUCAAGAUACACAGAGUACAUAAAGAACCUUCAAAAAAGUUUGGAAAAAAGUUUUCCUAAGACAAUGCAUGUAUACAGAGUAUUCAGCAUCGGAACGAAAGACUUCUACAGAGAUCUAAAACUAUACUUUGCUGUGCAAAAGAAAAAACGGAGUGUCGGUAUAGACAAUCUUUCCUUAGAAGAGCUGCAGUUACUUUACACAAUGCCAAAGGAUGUCAUGAAGCUUACUCCGUUUCUCUUAACUGCUGCACUGCCUAUGGCCAACUACGUCGUUUUGCCCAUAGGGUAUUACUUUCCAAGAAUAUUUUUAACUUCACAGUUUUGGGACCUUCAGCAGAGACUGGACUUUGCGCUGUUGGAUCACAAGUAUCGACUAAAACAUAACAAGCCUCUGUUCAGAUGUGUGCAAGCUAGUCUAAAUAAAAUAGAUGAUCAGGUAUUAAGGGAAAAAUGGAACGAAGUGAUAGCUACUUUGGGUGCAGGCAGACAUCCUGCUACCCAAGAUAUUAUUGAAUGUAAAGUAUUGUUCGAGGAAGCACCUUACUCGCUCAAAUCGCUCCGAAGAAAACACCUGAGGGAGUUAUUGGCAAUCCACAAAAUGACCAGGUGGUUACCGUACAAAAGACAAAGGCUGUUGGACAAAGGGAUGGUAAUUAAGAGAAUGGACCAAGCUAUAGAAGCCGGUGGUGGGGUGCACAAGAUGCCAAGUGAUGCUCUGCGAUGGGCGUUAUUCUUCAGAGGAUUGAACCCUGUAAACAUGUCAACGGAUGAUAUGCGAAACUGGCUCAGUAGCUGGCUCACAGUUUCAUCGACUGUGGAAAAAAAAAAUAUUUCAUUACUCCUGCACUGUCCAAUACUGCUAGCUUAUAAUCACGAGACAAACUGGACACUACUGUAUUAUUAGCCAGGAAUGCGAAAUUUUUCUACCAUUGAAAUUUUUCUACUUCUAUAAAAUUUUUAAUAUAAAGCAGGGUUGAUGUGAUGGAAUAUCAAGCAGGAUUGUAAAGUCUGAAUAUAGGUAGAUACGUAUUUUACAAAAAAUUGUGUAACAGUAUUCACGAUGUAAGUGCUGCUUGACCUACACUUUUUGUCCCAAAAAAUAGGAUUGUUGAAUGCUAAGGCUCACUUGAAAGUUGAUUGACUAAUUACACUUUUCGGUAGUACACAAGAAUUUCCACGAAUAACAUACAAUGAAGCAAUGCUAAAUUUAUACUUACCGGAGUUAAUAUAUCAAAGUUUGCAAGCGAGCUUCCUAUGCUUCUUCUAAUAAUUAUUUCGAGUAUUACUGCUGCAAUAGAAAAUGCUCGUUGUUUGACAAUACAAAGUACAAAAUAGAAUCGAUAUGUUUCAGUAUAUAAUUCUACGAUGCAUCACAAACGAAUAAUUUAGUCAAAUAGAUGAAACACUAUCAUGGUAAGAAAAUAAAAGAUAAUGUGUAUAUAUUUAUUUAUAUGCAUAUGUAUACAUAUAAGAAUAUAUAUAUUUAUUGCCAAAUAUCUUUAUUGUGUACUUAUUUAUACAUAAAUUACAAAUUAGAAAAUAUAUUGCUUUGCAACAAUAAUUACAUAAUUUUGAACGUAUAGGCUAUUUACCGCUAUUACAUUCGUUAUAUUCAAUUUUCAAAUAUCACAGAUUGAGCAGUUACUCUCUGGGAGGACAAGCUACGUGUUAUAUCAAAACAUCAAUAAAAUUUCAUUAACAAUUAAAUUCAUUAUAUCAUUUACAAAGUAACAUGUUCGUCAACGCAGUGGAAAAUAAUUAGACUA
Neodiprion fabricii is the source of this 2015-nucleotide messenger RNA. Its product is annotated as LETM1 domain-containing protein 1. The record is from RefSeq and is a predicted model, not a curated record. The transcript is spliced from 3 exons. Gene Ontology annotation, molecular function: ribosome binding. Gene Ontology annotation, biological process: intracellular monoatomic cation homeostasis. Gene Ontology annotation, cellular component: mitochondrial inner membrane. NCBI's taxonomy places the organism in Eukaryota, Metazoa, Arthropoda, Insecta, Hymenoptera, Diprionidae. Bases 77 to 1153 code for a protein of 358 amino acids.